CAUCUUCGCUGGGUCUCAAGCAGACAGUUUUAGAAUUGAUUAGUAAUUGUUAAUUUCAUUUAUAUUUGUGUGAAAUAUUAAUAUCAUAUUGUAUUUUCUUGAAGCUUUGGAAUGUGAUAAAUCCGAUUGUAUUUUCAAAAUUCCCAUUGCUUUCAUAUAUACGUUGCUAAAGCAGCGUUUCCUGAGUUGUGUUACCUGUUUUAUGGCUUGUGCAGUGAGAAGGAAUUGACAAGGUUGACGACUGACUGGGCAAUCAGGGUCGGGAAUCGGGAUUGAUUUUUAGCAGUAACGUCUUCAAAGCGUCGUGUUUACAGAUUGAGGCAGUAUUUCAGUCAUAAAUAACUGCACUGUUGAAUGUUGCUAUUUAGUGGUGGAAAGUAGAAGGUACUGCAAGAAAUGAGUCGACCCGAAGGUGGAAGAAUUACAGUGCCCGACGAGCUGCGAGAUGUGCUGCUGGAGUUCACGAUAAGCUAUUUAUUAGAACAACCUGGCGACGUUGUGGAAUAUGCAGUGGAUUUUUUCCACAAGCUGCAAGAAAAUCGUGCUAAUCGUAUGAGAUUGGGGGAAACCGUGGAAUCUCCAGAUGAAUCAGUUAUAUCCACAGAAGAAGAACCACCAGUGACACGAUUUUCAUCUCGUCGGAAAUCUGUAUUUGCUGAAACAUACAAUCCAGAAGAAGAUGAAGAUGAUGAUGAGGGAGCAAAGGUGGUUUAUCCCAAGUCAGAUGAACAAAGGGAGAGACUGGCUGAGAGUGUGAAGCAUAUACUUCUCUUCAGAGCACUAGACAAAGAACAAAUGCAAGAUGUCUUGGAUGCCAUGUUUGAGAAGACUGUGAAAGCUGGGGAAUAUGUGAUCAAGCAAGGGGAUGAUGGAGAUAAUUUCUAUGUCAUAGGGCGUGGAACAUUCGAUGCAUAUGUGUCGACUGAGCCAGGCAGUGAACCAAAGUGUGUCCACACAUAUGAUGGAAGUGGAAGUUUCGGUGAACUGGCUCUCUUGUAUAACAUGCCUCGAGCUGCAACCAUCCAAGCAGCUUCCGAGGGUGCGCUGUGGGGGAUGGACCGGCAAACGUUCCGCCGCAUACUCCUGAAAAGUGCAUUCAAGAAGAGGAAGAUGUAUGAGUCCUUGCUAGAGAGUGUUCCAAUGCUGAAGGCCCUUCAGGCAUACGAGCGCAUGAACCUUGCAGAUGCUCUGGCUCCACGUCCAUAUUCUGAUGGGCAGAUGAUCAUAAAGCAAGGAGAUUCAGCUGAUGGAAUGUACUUUGUGGAGGAAGGAAGUGUAAAGAUUACAAUCACUGGAGAUAAUGGGCAGGAAGUGGAGAUCAAUCGCAUCUCAAAGGGAGGAUACUUUGGUGAAUUGGCACUAGUCACUCACAAGCCACGUGCAGCUUCGGCAUAUGCAGUUGGAAACAUAAAAUUGGCCUUCCUUGAUGUGGAAGCUUUUGAGAGACUGCUGGGACCAUGCAUGAACAUCAUGAAGAGGAACAUAGAUGACUAUGAAGAUCAGCUAGUACGGAUCUUCGGUUCAAAGACAAACAUCACUGAUAUACGAUGAAAACAUUAUCUCCGUAGCAAAUAGUCCUAAAUGUACCUAUUUUCAUACUUUGUUGACUUCCUUAUUAUUUAUUCUAAAUAAUGACAAGAGUUUCAAAAUUAAUAUGCUGUGUCAGAGACUUGUGUAUUAUGGUGGUAGGUGCCAGCAUGUCAGAAGAGUUUCUAAUACUGUCAUGGAGACUGACAGAAUGUCUUGUAUGACAAGGUAUCAAAAUUUCACAAUGUCUGCCUUUGAUGUUGCUUUCCAUGGAACCAGAGGAGCACAAUGAUCCUGUGCACAAUGGGUCAGACAUUUGGCAUCUAAGAAUAUAAUAAAAAAUGGGCACAAAUUUUAAUUUGGGCACUUGAGAGAUGCAAUAAUGAAAGAAUUAAAUGCACAUUCCAAUAGAUAUUUUGUUUCUAUUAUGUAGUUGACCAAGUGCUGGCAAAUGAUAUAGCGGAUAAACAUAAUUUGGUUUAGUUCUGUUGAGUUUUACCAAAAUACGUCCCAGUAGAAAUCUUGUCGUAAUUCCUGGUGAAAGGUUUGGGGAUGGUACUACAUAUUACUACUACACUCUGAACAUAUUAUAAGGAUCAGUGUGAAUUUUUCUUGCAAGUUUUUUUAAGUACAAAGAAGCAUGAAUUGGAAAAUAAUGGGUUUUGGAAAGAGGCGUGCAGUGCAAUAAUAUUAGACUAAUAAUGUUACAAGUGUUUGUGCUAGUCAUGCAAUUGGAAUGGCACACUUUAUUAAUUUUGUUGCAUUAGAAACCUAACCUGACUAUUUAAAGGAUGUAUGUAAUUGGUUACCGUUUUCACAUCUUGCCAUAAAUUCAUUUAGAAAAGGAUUGCUGUUACUGUUGAAUUUGUGUGUCAGUAUUAAUGCAUCUGACCCUAAAUAACUUGCAUAAUACUCAUCUUAGUUUGGAACAAUGUUAGAAAUCAGUUCACUUUUGCAAUACUCUUGUAAUAAUUCUCAUUGCUGUAUACAUUUUAUUAUUUGUUGAUCCAUGUUAGUAUUUUAUAUUUUACUUUACCAAACGAAAGCUGAUGCAUGCAGCUUUAUUUAUUGCAGUGGACAUCCUGAACCUUGAGUAGUCGAUGUUGUCUAAUGUUUUGAUAGAAAAGAGUUUAUUUCUGUCAAGGUUUUCAUGUUGUAGGUUGUGUUUAAUGAUUUGUAGGAACAUAUUUUAAUUGUAAGAGUGGAGGUUUUCAGGGU
Molecule: messenger RNA, 2745 nt
Organism: Cryptotermes secundus
Lineage: Eukaryota; Metazoa; Arthropoda; Insecta; Blattodea; Kalotermitidae
Gene: Pka-R2
Product: cAMP-dependent protein kinase type II regulatory subunit
Exons: 8
Coding region: 397-1551 (384 amino acids)
Biological process (GO): regulation of protein phosphorylation
Cellular component (GO): cAMP-dependent protein kinase complex
Molecular function (GO): cAMP-dependent protein kinase regulator activity
Source: RefSeq, a predicted model, not a curated record